GGCGGCAGUGUCCCGAGCCGGGCUCAGGGGCCGCAGUGGCCGCCGCGGAGCGAGGCUGCCUCCAGGGAGCGUCCGGGCGCAGAAGGGUUAACGGGCCGCUGGGGCCGCGCGGAGCAGAGCGCGCCCCCUGCACGCUCAGAUGCCGGAGUAGCGUGUUUACUUCCGGUCCCCUCUCCCGGCCUGGGGCUUCAAGGGAGGAGCGAUGGAGAAGUGGGCGGGCAGGUCCCAGUUGUGCCUGAUGCUGCUUCUGUCCCUCCCUGAGCUCUGCCUGGAUCAGGAGGUGUUGUCUGGACACUCUAUUCAGACACCCCCUGAGGAGGGCCAGGGCCCUGAGGGCAUCUGGGGUCCUUGGGACCAGUGGGCCUCUUGCUCCCAGCCCUGUGGAGUUGGGGUGCAGCGCAGGAGUCGGACCUGUCAGCUCCCUACAGCUCAACACCAGGGCCUGCCCUUCCCACCCCGGCCCCCAAGACACCCAGAAGCCCUGCUCCCCCAGGGUCAGGGCUCCAGACCCCAGACUUCCCGAGAAACCCUCCCCCUGUACAGGCCACAGCCUCGGGGAAGAGGUGGCCCCUUUCGAGGUCCUGCUUCCCAGUUAGGGAGAGCAGAGGCCCAGGAGAUUCCAGCAGCUCGGAGAUCCCGAGUUCGAGACCCCAUCAAGCCGGGAAUGUUUGGUUACGGGAAAGUGCCCUUUGCUUUGCCACUCCAUCGGAACCGCAGGCACCCCCGGAGGCUGCGCAGAUCCGAGCUCCCCCACACCUCAGUUCUUUCAUCCCUGACUCCAAGAACAAAGCCAUCUUCCACAAACCACACAGCUCAAGCUCAGCUCCCUCCUACAGAACCGUCUUCCCGCCCCCUGUCCCCCCCAGCAGAGCCCGGAAGCCCCCAUGCUGCUCAGACCAGGCCUGCCCCCACACGGCCCCACCCCAGAGCCUCUGGCACAGACAUCCUCUUGUCCAUCCCCUCCCCAGGGGACAGUAGCUCUUUCCACAUGCCCCCUCAGCCAAGAAUGCCAAAUUCCCAGGGUCGGGCCAGUCUCCAGGUGCCAGACAGGCACCCUAAUCCUUUCCUUUCUGCCCCUCGGGGCAGAGGUCACCAGAGCCAGGAGCACUGGAGUCCUGGGGGGAAUCUUCAAGGGUCCCUCAUGGAGCCUGCCCCUCACUACCCAGAUGGCUGGUUGCCUCUGCUGAGUGCUGGUCCCCACUCCAGUUCCCUCUGGAGCCUCUUUGCUCCCAGUAGCCCUGUCCCAAGAUGUUCUGGGGAGAGUGAGCAGCUGAGAGCCUGCAGCCAAGCGCCCUGCCCCCCUGAGCAUCCAGACCCCCGGGCCCUGCAGUGUUCAGCCUUUGACUCCCAGGAGUUCAUGGGCCAGCUGUACCAAUGGGAGCCCUUCACAGAAGUUCAGGGCUCCCAACGCUGUGAGUUGAACUGCCGUCCUCGUGGCUUCCGCUUCUAUGUCCGUCAUACCGAAAAGGUCCAGGAUGGGACCCUGUGUCAGCCUGGAGCCCUAGACAUCUGUGUGGCCGGACGCUGUCUGAGCCCCGGCUGUGAUGGGAUCCUCGGCUCUGGCAGGCGUCCAGAUGGCUGUGGGGUCUGUGGGGGUGAUGAUUCCACCUGCCGCCUCAUCUCAGGAAACCUCACUGACCGGGGGGGCCCUCUGGGCUAUCAGAAGAUCCUGUCGAUUCCUGCUGGAGCCUCCCAGCUCCAGAUCGCCCAGCUCCGGCCCAGCUCCAACUACCUUGCCCUUCGAGGCCCUGGGGGCCAGUCCAUCAUCAAUGGAAACUGGGCUGUGGAUCCCCCUGGGUCCUACACGGCCAGUGGGACUGUCUUCCUGUACAACCGUCCUUCUCGAGAGGAGGGCAAGGGGGAGAGUCUGUCAGCCAAAGGGCCCACUACCCAGCCUGUGGAUGUCUACGUGAUCUUUCAGGAGGAAAACCCAGGCAUUUUUUAUCAGUAUGUUAUCUCUUCACCUCCUCCAGAUCUUGAGAGCACCACCCCAGAGCCCCACCUCCCCCACCUCCAGCAGGAGAUUUUGAGGGUAGAGCCCCCACCCGCUUUGGCGCCCCGCCCUGCGCGGACCCCAGGCACUCUCCAGCGUCAGGUGCGGAUCCCCCAGAUGCGCGCUCCACCCCAUCCCAGGACCCCCCUGGGGUCUCUGACUGGAUACUGGAAACGAGUGGGACACUCGGAGUGCUCAGCAUCCUGUGGGAAAGGUGUUUGGCGCCCCAUUUUCCUCUGCAUUUCUCGUGAGUCAGGGGAGGAACUGGAUGAACACAGCUGUGCCAUGGGAGCCAGACCCCCAGACCCCCUGGAGCCCUGCCACGGUCCCCCGUGCCCUCCAUACUGGGAGGCUGGCGAAUGGACAUCCUGCAGCCGCUCCUGUGGCCCUGGCACCCAGCACCGUCAGCUGCGCUGCCGGCAGGAGUUUGGGGGGGGUGGCUCCUCCGUGCCUCCGGAGCGCUGCGGACAUCUCCCCCGGCCCAACGUCACCCAGCCCUGUCAGCUACGCCUCUGUGGCCAUUGGGAGGUUCGUUCCCCCUGGAGCCAGUGCUCUGUGCGGUGUGGGCGUGGCCAGAGGAGUCGGCAAGUUCGCUGUGUGGGAAACAAUGGUGAUGAAGUGAGCGAGAGGGAGUGUGCAUCAGGCCCUCCACGGCCCUCCAGCAGAGAGGCCUGUGACAUGGGGCCCUGUACUACAGCCUGGUUCCACAGCGACUGGAGCUCUAAGUGCUCAGCCGAGUGUGGCACAGGAAUCCAGCGAAGGUCUGUGGUUUGCCUGGGGAGCGGGGAGGCCCAUGGGGCGGGCCAGGAGGAAUCAGGAGCAGGGACCAGUGAGCAGAGCUGUGCGCCCGGAAGCCGUCCCCCUGACAUGCGUGCCUGCAGCUUAGGACCCUGUGAGAUGACUUGGUGCUGGUACACGGGGCCCUGGGCUGAGUGUUCCUCGGAGUGUGGCUCUGGCACACAGCGUAGAGACAUAAUUUGUGUGUCCAAACUGGGUACUGAGUUCAACGUGACUUCUCCCAGCAACUGUUCCCACCUGCCCAGGCCUCCUGCCCUGCAGCCCUGUCAGGGGCAGGACUGCCAGGACCGGUGGUUUUCCACGCCCUGGAGUCCGUGUUCUCGCUCCUGCCAGGGGGGUGUGCAGACAAGGGAGGUCCAGUGCUUGACCGCCAACCAGACCCUCAGCGUCCGAUGCCCUUCUCACCUGCGGCCAUCCAGGAAACGACCCUGUAACAGCCAGCCCUGCAGCCAGCGCCCCGAUGAUCAGUGCAAGGACAGCUCUCCACAUUGCCCCCUGGUGGUACAGGCCCGUCUCUGCGUCUAUCCCUACUACACAGCCACCUGUUGCCGCUCUUGCGCCCAUGUCCUGGAGCGUUCUCCCCCAGAGCCCGCCUGAAAUGAGUCCAAGAGACCCUCUCCUCAUGGUUUCCACCAUCAGUCUCCCACCCAUCAGCCCACUCUAUAUCCUCUGGCUCUCCAGCCUGCCCUAGUCUCACCAGGGAUGUCCCCUAGGGUGGUUGCGGGCGGCAAGAUAACCAUCACGAUGUGUGUGUGGCUGGGUCUGUGUGUGGUUGAGGGGAUGUGUGCACAUAGGCCCCACGUGUGUAUCUGGGUCCGCGUGGAUGUGUGUGCUCACACACAUGUAUUCUCAAAAAAAGAGGUUAAACUGAAGAGGAAUGGGGAGGGACCAUGCCUGUUUCCCUGAGACUUUUCUAGGCUGAGAGCUCCUUAGUAAUCCAGACUGCCUGGCGACUGGCCUCUCCAACCCCAACUUUGUGCCCUGCACUUCAGUUCUCAUGUUCAGACCUCACAUCUUCUAAACCACCCAUUUGUCCUCCAGCCCUUCCCCCCAUACUUAGUCUCUCUAUCCCUACCUUUCAUAAUCAGCUAGGGAUGAGGGUCAGCCACUGCCAAUCCUGCUUUGCCCCAGAAAGAGAGACUACCUCCCCAGAGCAGGGACCAGCUGGGCAGAAGAUGGAAAAAAGAAAGGCUAGAACAAGACACCCUAGCCCCUGCUCCCGCUCCCCACCUCCUAAAAUGAUUCCCACCCCAGAACUAAUUUAUUUUUUAUUAAAGAUGAUUAUGACAAAUGA
Molecule: messenger RNA, 4085 nt
Organism: Felis catus (domestic cat)
Lineage: Eukaryota; Metazoa; Chordata; Mammalia; Carnivora; Felidae
Gene: ADAMTSL4
Product: ADAMTS like 4
Exons: 18
Coding region: 203-3388 (1061 amino acids)
Biological process (GO): extracellular matrix organization
Cellular component (GO): extracellular matrix
Molecular function (GO): metalloendopeptidase activity
Source: RefSeq, a predicted model, not a curated record